Molecule: messenger RNA, 492 nt
Organism: Rasamsonia emersonii CBS 393.64
Lineage: Eukaryota; Fungi; Ascomycota; Eurotiomycetes; Eurotiales; Trichocomaceae
Product: Sugar transporter STL1
Exons: 2
Coding region: 1-492 (163 amino acids)
Biological process (GO): transmembrane transport; carbohydrate transport
Cellular component (GO): membrane
Molecular function (GO): carbohydrate:proton symporter activity
Source: RefSeq, a predicted model, not a curated record
AUGACCAGCAUCGGUGGGCCGAAAUGUGGCAUUGUCGCCGCGACUUUUCUGUUCGUCUUCAACACCUUUUUCGCGCUGGGAUGGCUGUCGAUUCCGUGGCUGUACCCGGCUGAGCUCGUGCCUCUGGAGAUCCGGGCGCAGGCAAAUGCGCUCUCCACAUCGGCGAAUUGGAUAUUCAACUUCAUGGUGGUUAUGAUCACCCCCGUGGCAUUCAGUUCGAUUGGCUGGCGCACCUACAUCAUCUUUGCCGUCUUCAACGCGGCCUCCAUUCCGAUCCUCUAUUGGUGCUAUCCGGAAACAGCAUACCGCUCGCUUGAGGAAAUGGACAUUAUUUUCGCGAAGGCCACCGGUGUCGUCGAUGCGGUGAGGGUUGCACGGACCGAACCAAGGCACUUUGGCAAACAUGGUGAAGUGCUCCGUGAAAUGGUGCCCGACGUCAAGGAUACUACGGGCAUUGGUUCCGAGAAAGGAGGAGUGGAACAUGUACAAUAA